AUGUACCAGAAAGACCCUGAACUCCUGUAUCCCACCAGUCCGGACUCCUAUCCUCGACAGGUCAACGACUGCGUCAGUGUGAACGGGCGCCCAGGGAUCGUAACCUGGGACGGACGGCCAACGCACCAAUUCGCAAAAGUCAGAUUUGAAGACGGCAAGGAAAGCGACGUCCUGCCAGUCUGCAGUCUACAGGCCAUCAAGUCGCCAGUGGAAGAGGAGGUUUUUGUGUCGGACUUCGAUCUCGAGUCCCUUGAGCUCAGCCACCUCCUACGGCCAGGAGCGACGAAUGGCGCUGGCCCCAACGCUUCUAGUUUCGCUGACAGUCCCGCCUGUGGCACCAUUGAUGCUCCGGUGGGCAUCGCACUGAGGAGCUCGGAAGCGAAGGCUGCUCUGCAGGGACUCCGAGCCGGACAGGUCUGCUGGAGCUUCGGUGGCAACCGCCUGCCUUGGCCCGUAAAGCUUAUCCAGGAGUGCCCAGAGACGCAGACAUGGCGAGUCCUGUUCCUGGGUGCAGAGUGGAGAGAGGAGAGCCUUUCGGUGGCAUGCCUGCGGCCCUACGUUCAAGGAGACUUUGCAGUUUUGGCGGGCAUCCUGCCCCUCGCGCAGGAAGAGCAUGCGAAAUGCGGUGAAGCUGCUGAAGAGAAAGCACGAAGUGCAUCUUCGGCAUCUUCGGCCAGCAAAGACACAGUGACAGAGGCGGCGUAG
This is a messenger RNA of Symbiodinium sp. CCMP2592, 705 nucleotides long. The record is from the annotation of a GenBank genome assembly. Lineage: Eukaryota; Dinophyceae; Suessiales; Symbiodiniaceae.